Messenger RNA from Contarinia nasturtii (swede midge), 836 nucleotides. RefSeq lists its product as uncharacterized. The coding region runs from base 54 to 566 and encodes 170 amino acids. The record is from RefSeq and is a predicted model, not a curated record. NCBI's taxonomy places the organism in Eukaryota, Metazoa, Arthropoda, Insecta, Diptera, Cecidomyiidae. The transcript is spliced from 2 exons.
ACGGUCUCUUAGAUUAUUCGAAUUUCUUGUUGAAUUCCAUUCACAAUCAAAUAAUGAUUUCUUCGUAUAAGUUAUUAAUUUUUAUCAUAUCUUGCAUUUGUGUUUUAAAUGGAGCAUUAUGCUUCAUUCCUCCAUGGUUACUUAAGGAAUGUUCACAUUUACCUGAGCCUGAAAAUCCGGAGAUCGAGUGUAAAUAUGGCUACGAAAAGAAUGCCUGUGAUAAAUAUUAUUGCCUGAAAGGCCCCAAUGAAUCAUGCACAGAAGAGGCUCGUAUUAAAGAGCAUUGUGGUGCCCAUUUACGUUGUGUAUGUGGUAUUUGUGAUGGAUGUCGCGAUGGAAAGUGUGGAAAACCAAUGUGCCCAAGAAAAUCGGCGGGAAAACGAGUGUCAUCAAAACCCGUAUGGUUUCCAGAUAUUUAUCAACCACAGCAACAAGACGAAAAUCGCCGAUUACCACAACGACAACAGUCGAUGCCACCGAGUUUUUACAAUUUCAAGAAUUCCGUUGACCGUCUUCAAUACUAUCCAUUUAAUAAUAAUUAUGAAUACUUAAACAAUGAUGAUUAGAAAAAUGCAAACAAAAAGAAAAAUCUGUGUUGAAAAAGUGAUGUCAUUACUUACGUACAUUUUCUAUCUCAAAUAAAUAUAUUUAAUAGCCAAAUAAUUAAUCAAAUUAAAAAUAAACAGACCAAAAAUCAUUUAGAUAAAAAAAAAGAAGUUCAUAGAUUCAACAAGAGAGUGAUUUACCUUUGUUUACCAAUUGCUUUAAUACUCUAUCAAAUACAGUUUUUCAUGUUGUGUUUCAAGUCAAGCGAAUCAUAUGAUUCAGAAAAAGAA